Peronospora matthiolae is the source of this 426-nucleotide messenger RNA. Lineage: Eukaryota; Oomycota; Peronosporomycetes; Peronosporales; Peronosporaceae. The record is from the annotation of a GenBank genome assembly.
AUGGUGGUUGCAAUCACGAAGUACUUUGGCUGGACACUGGACCAACUGGACGUGGUGACAGCUUUCCUUUACGGAGAAAUGAAGGAAAAGGUAUUCUGCGCGAUCCCAGAAGGAGUCGAAGUUGAUGAAGACUUUGACUGCUUUGAACUGGUCAAGGCGAUCUACGGACUAAAACAAGCAUCGCGCGUAUGGAACGAGACUUUUCAUGAGUUUGUCUGCUCCAUUGGAUUUCAAGUCUCCGAUUUUGACCCGUGUUUUUAUCUCAAGAUUACAAGUGGCGAGUGCGUGCUUUUGCUGGUAUACGUCGAUGAUGUGUUGGUGACUGGCAGCUCAACCGAACUGAUUAUGCGCACCAAGAGUGACUUGAAGGAGUGUUUCGAAAUGACCGACAGCGGCAAGUACGCAUUCGUGUUGGGCAUCGAGUGA